AUGUUUACUUUUAAUGACGCGAUGAUCUGCGACCGCGCAGAUAUGGUACGUCACACUUUCGCGAAACAGAGGAAUGUCACCAACUAGUUAGCUAGCUGGGUACGAAUUAAAUAAUUUACUCUCAUAAUGUCGGUCUUUCACGACGAAGUUGAGAUCGAGGACUUUGAAUAUGACGAGGAUGACGAGACAUACUAUUUUCCCUGCCCAUGUGGCGACAGAUUUGCCAUAACCAAAGAGGAUUUGGAAAAUGGUGAAGAAGUAGCGACGUGUCCGAGCUGCUCGCUCAUUGUUAAAGUAAUCUACGACAAGGAGGAAUUUAUGUCUGGGGAGAUAAUCGAAGCACCAACUACAGAGAGCAGAUUGCAACUGACUCAGUCAUCCUGACAGCGAUGACACAUCCCCUUCAUUUUCUCAUCUCCCAUCAGUAAAAGUGGACCCUGCUGCAUUUGUAUGUGCUUUCACACAACACAAAGACACAUUAUGAACGAUAUGCUUCACUGGUGAGGUCUGGGAUGGAGGAUUCUCAGCAUUCAUUCACAUGUUCCUGGCAUUGAUUUUGCAGAGUCACAUAAAGGACCCUAACUACUACUAUUUGAUUUUGCAGAGUCACAUAAAGGACCCUAACUACUACUAUUUGCACAACGUAUUUAAAUAAAUUCUUUAUUCUUUUAA
This is a messenger RNA of Salmo salar (Atlantic salmon), 672 nucleotides long. RefSeq names its product diphthamide biosynthesis protein 3. Gene Ontology annotation, biological process: protein histidyl modification to diphthamide. NCBI's taxonomy places the organism in Eukaryota, Metazoa, Chordata, Actinopteri, Salmoniformes, Salmonidae. Gene Ontology annotation, molecular function: metal ion binding. The record is from RefSeq and is a predicted model, not a curated record.